CAUUUUCUCAUUUCUGUUAUUUAGGUCACUGAGAGCCGCACCUUCUCAUUUCUCUUCACUCGCCGCCUCUCUCUCUCUCCAUCUUCUCGGAUUUUAUUUUUGUUUGUGAUACACAGAGGCUAGUCAAGAUGGUGAAGUUUACGGCAGAAGAAUUGCGUAAAAUUAUGGACUACAAACAUAACAUUAGGAAUAUGUCCGUUAUUGCUCAUGUCGACCAUGGAAAAUCGACCCUUACGGAUUCUCUAGUGGCUGCUGCUGGUAUCAUUGCUCAAGAAGUUGCUGGUGAUGUCCGGAUGACAGAUACCCGUGCAGAUGAGGCAGAGCGUGGUAUUACAAUUAAAUCUACUGGUAUAUCUCUCUACUAUGAGAUGACUGAUGAAGCUUUGAAGAGUUAUAAGGGAGAAAGACAAGGGAAUGAGUACCUUAUCAAUCUCAUUGAUUCCCCCGGGCACGUUGACUUCUCAUCAGAAGUCACUGCUGCACUUCGGAUUACUGAUGGUGCCCUUGUGGUGGUUGAUUGUGUUGAGGGUGUCUGUGUCCAAACAGAGACUGUGCUCAGGCAGGCUCUUGGUGAGAGGAUUAGGCCUGUCUUGACUGUCAACAAGAUGGAUAGGUGCUUCCUUGAGCUGCAGGUGGAUGGCGAAGAAGCUUACCAAACUUUCUCUAGGGUUAUUGAGAACGCCAAUGUGAUUAUGGCAACAUACGAAGAUCCCCUCCUUGGUGAUGUUAUGGUCUAUCCUGAGAAAGGAACAGUUGCUUUCUCUGCUGGUCUGCACGGAUGGGCUUUUACUCUGACCAACUUCGCGAAAAUGUAUGCCUCCAAAUUUGGUGUCGAUGAAUCAAAGAUGAUGGAAAGGCUCUGGGGUGAAAACUUCUUCGAUCCUGCUACCAAGAAGUGGACCAGCAAGAACACUGGUUCUCCUACCUGCAAGCGUGGUUUUGUGCAGUUCUGUUACGAACCAAUUAAGCAGAUUAUCAAUACCUGUAUGAAUGACCAGAAGGAUAAGUUGUGGCCUAUGUUGAAGAAGCUUGGUGUCACCAUUAAGUCCGAGGAGAAAGAUCUGAUGGGCAAGGCUUUGAUGAAGCGUGUCAUGCAGACUUGGCUCCCAGCAAGUAGUGCUCUUCUGGAAAUGAUGAUCUUUCACUUACCAUCUCCCUCAACGGCUCAGAGAUACCGUGUUGAGAAUUUGUACGAGGGUCCCCUUGAUGAUGUUUAUUCAACUGCUAUCAGAAACUGUGAUCCUGAUGGUCCUCUUAUGCUCUAUGUUUCGAAGAUGAUUCCUGCAUCUGACAAGGGUCGGUUCUUUGCCUUCGGUCGUGUCUUCGCUGGAAAGGUAUCUACUGGGUUGAAGGUUAGGAUCAUGGGUCCAAACUACGUGCCUGGUGAGAAGAAAGAUUUGUACGUCAAGAGUGUCCAGAGAACUGUCAUUUGGAUGGGAAAGAAGCAGGAAACAGUUGAGGAUGUUCCUUGUGGUAACACAGUUGCUUUGGUUGGUUUGGAUCAGUACAUUACCAAGAAUGCCACAUUGACAAACGAGAAGGAAGUAGAUGCUCACCCGAUCCGAGCUAUGAAGUUCUCUGUCUCACCCGUUGUGCGUGUGGCCGUGCAGUGCAAGGUUGCUUCUGAUCUUCCCAAACUUGUUGAAGGUCUGAAACGUCUGGCCAAGUCAGAUCCUAUGGUUGUGUGUACUAUGGAAGAAUCUGGAGAGCACAUUGUUGCUGGUGCUGGUGAACUUCACCUUGAAAUCUGUUUGAAGGAUCUGCAGGAUGACUUCAUGGGUGGAGCUGAAAUCAUAAAAUCUGAUCCAGUCGUCUCCUUCCGUGAAACCGUCCUUGAGAAGUCAAGCCGAACCGUGAUGAGCAAGUCUCCCAACAAGCAUAACCGUCUAUACAUGGAAGCGCGACCCUUGGAGGAAGGGCUUGCCGAGGCUAUUGAUGACGGUCGUAUUGGCCCAAGGGAUGACCCUAAACUCCGAUCGAAGAUACUGUCUGAGGAAUUCGGUUGGGAUAAGGAUCUUGCCAAGAAGAUCUGGUGUUUCGGUCCUGAAACCACCGGUCCCAACAUGGUUGUUGAUAUGUGUAAGGGAGUUCAGUACCUCAAUGAAAUCAAGGAUUCUGUCGUUGCUGGGUUCCAGUGGGCAUCUAAGGAAGGUGCUCUCGCUGAAGAAAAUAUGAGAGGUAUUUGCUUUGAAGUUUGUGAUGUGGUCCUUCACGCUGAUGCCAUCCACAGAGGUGGUGGUCAGGUCAUUCCAACUGCUCGUAGAGUCAUCUACGCUUCUCAGAUCACAGCCAAGCCAAGGCUUCUCGAGCCCGUCUACCUAGUGGAAAUCCAAGCUCCUGAGCAGGCUCUCGGUGGUAUCUACAGUGUUCUCAACCAGAAACGUGGACAUGUCUUUGAGGAAAUGCAGAGGCAGGGAACCCCGCUUUACAACAUCAAGGCUUACCUGCCUGUCAUCGAGUCUUUCGGAUUCUCGAGCACUUUGAGGGCUGCAACCUCAGGGCAGGCUUUCCCACAGUGUGUCUUCGAUCACUGGGACAUGAUGAUGUCUGACCCAUUGGAGGCUGGAUCUCAGGCUGCACAGCUUGUGGCCGAUAUCAGGAAGAGGAAGGGCUUGAAGGAGCAAAUGACCCCGCUCUCCGAGUACGAAGACAAGUUGUAAGUUUCUUGUCAGGCACCAUUCCAAUUAGGUUGAGGAGGGAAGAUGAAGAUGAAGUGGAAGAUGAAAGUCAUCGGAACCUGAAUUUUUUUCUCUUUUCUUCAUUCCUUCUCCGCCUCCGUUUUUGCUUUAUUUUUAUUGUUGUUUUGCAGUACUGUUGCAGAGGAUAUUGUUAGUCUACAAUAUCUUGCGUCAUUAGAGACAAUGUUUUUGUUUCCUUUAUAAAAUUUUACGUGUCGUGGUGUUUUAAACAGAACAGUAUGCAAUGCUAUGUUCUUGUGUCUUGUCAUUACAUUGUUUACGUUUUUGAACUCCUGACACCAUUGAUUGGGGAGAUGAUGCUAUUUUUGAUCGUAAGUGUUCGUUUUCUUUUCUU
Morus notabilis is the source of this 3033-nucleotide messenger RNA. Its product is annotated as elongation factor 2. Bases 129 to 2660 code for a protein of 843 amino acids. Gene Ontology annotation, biological process: translational elongation. Gene Ontology annotation, cellular component: ribonucleoprotein complex; cytosol. Gene Ontology annotation, molecular function: ribosome binding; GTPase activity; translation elongation factor activity. The record is from RefSeq and is a predicted model, not a curated record. NCBI's taxonomy places the organism in Eukaryota, Viridiplantae, Streptophyta, Magnoliopsida, Rosales, Moraceae. The transcript has 4 exons.